Molecule: messenger RNA, 1603 nt
Organism: Actinia tenebrosa (Australian red waratah sea anemone)
Lineage: Eukaryota; Metazoa; Cnidaria; Anthozoa; Actiniaria; Actiniidae
Product: pancreatic lipase-related protein 2
Biological process (GO): lipid catabolic process
Molecular function (GO): protein binding; lipase activity
Source: RefSeq, a predicted model, not a curated record
UAAUCUCAGAGUGUUUUCGUCAAGAAUAAGCGACUAAACACUCAAAAUACAUCCUGUCAUUUCCCACGAGCCGUAACACUAUAAAAUGGCAAGUCGUGCUUAAUAAGCAUUGCUUUUUAACUUGGAUGUGGACGGCAACGCUUGGUAGAGAACGCGUCAGCAUAAUGUUCACAGGGAUCCUUGUGUAUUUGUCAAUUCUAUUCGCUUCUUGCUCAGCAGAUAGAGGCAUUUGCUAUCCAAAGUAUGGCUGCUUCCACAACGAUGCUCCAUUCAAACGUCCUCUAGUUCCAUUCCCAAACCCAGCAGAUUUGAUAGGAACAAAGUACCGCCUCUACACUCGUGCCAGUCCUCUAAAAUCCUCCAUCAUUGAUGACACCGACGACGCCAAGCUUCUUAAGUCGGGCUACGAUGGACAAAAGAGAACUAUUCUUAUUGUUCACGGAUUCGUAGAACAUGGACAAAUUCCUUGGAUGAACCGCAUCAGACAAGCACUGCUCCAAAAAGAAGAUGCCAACGUGAUACAAGUAGAUUGGUACAAGGGAGCAAAGAUACCUUACGAAACCGCAACGGCCAACACUAGGAUGGUAGGAGCACAGAUAUUCGAGUUGAUCAAUUUUCUAAACAACCGCACCGACAACACCCCUUCAUCCUUCUACAUCGUUGGUUUCAGUUUGGGGGCUCAUAUCGCAGGAUAUGUGGGCAGAAGAAUCAAAGACUCUGGUUCUAUAAAACUUGGCAGGAUUACAGGCCURGAUCCUGCUAGUGUGUUUUUCGUGGAAGAGCAUCGUGAUGUGAGACUGGACCCUACUGACGCUGACUUUGUGGAUGUCAUGCACACUGACAUAGACUUUCUUGGAUCAUACACACAGAGCGGCCAUGUUGAUUUCUAUCCAAAUGGUGGGCUGGAUCAAAGAGGAUGUCCUACUGGAUUGAAAAAUGGUCCUAUUGAUUACAUCAUUUGUGAUCACAUGCGAGCCCCCGARUACUACCACCAAUCAGUGCUUGCGGUCGGUAGCAGGUGCCCCAUGCGGGCUUUCCCCUGCAAGAGCAUGUAUGACUUUGAACGUGGUUACUGCUUCAAGUGUCAGAGUGAGGAGUGCCCCACCAUGGGAUACGGAGCCGAGGCAGCCCGGGGAAAAGCAUUAGGGAAACAUUAUCUCUACACCAAUGAGAAAUCUCCAUUUUGUUCUCUGCACUAUCAAGUGGCCUUCAAGACAGGCCAUGGUUGGUUUGCUGGCAUCUCRGCCGCAAUCCACAUUAACAUAUAUGGUUCGAAUGGCAACAGUGGCAUCAUCCGACUCAAAACGCGCGAUAUUAACGAUGGUACAGUAGAAGCAUUCAUUGCCCCGGUUAGUCAGGACCUUGGUGUUCUAACCAAAGUCGAUGUUAGACAUAACGGAAUUCCGAUCAUUCAGAAGUGGUACCUGGAAAAAGUUGUUAUCAAGUUCGAAGGAUCGAACAUUGCAUACACUGCUUGUUUCAACGCUUGGCUGAACAGUGCAGGUGGCGUAAGGAAGCUUAAGCAGGGAGAACUACCUUGCUGACGAACUACCGCUGAACAUGAGUCCAUAAAAAGAAUUAAAUAAACUACCACUAAAUUACC